UCUAAAUCCACAUAUGCCUAUGGCACAGUUCCCUCUACAGUCUCCUGCAGUCAUUGCACAAUAUCCUCCAUACCCAAACUCUGAGAUGGGGAAGGGUCCCGUGAAUCCACACAAGCGUACAGCACAGCCUUCUCGACAGCCUCCUUUAGGUCAUCACCCAGCAGACAGCAACCACAUCCUGACUGACCAUGUUCCAGCUAAAAGGGCAAGACUAGCAGGAAACUGUGACCUGAAUAGUGUACUGAUGAGCCAUACAGCCAAAAUGAAGAAGAGAUUUGAGAGUAUAUCUGAAGGCAUCAUAAGGCCAGGAGCCCAAACACUCCUGAACAAGAUCUACACAGAGCUCUACAUCACUGAGGGAGAAAGUGAAGACGUGAAUAACGAACAUGAAGUUUGGCAGGUAGAAGCUGCAUCCCGACCACAAACUACAGACGACACAUCCAUCAACUGCAAUGACAUCUUCAAGCCCUUACCUGGACAGGAGGGACACAUAAGAACUGUCAUGACAAAGGGGAUAGCUGGCAUCGGAAAAACAGUCUCAGUACAGAAGUUCAUCCUUGACUGGGCAGAAGACAAUGCUAAUCAGGAUGUGGAUUUCAUGUUUGUGCUUCCAUUCCGAGAGCUGAAUUUAGUCAAAGAUGCCCAAUACAGUCUUCACAGGCUCCUGCUUGACUUUCACCCUGAGCUUAGUGUAUUGGACAAUAGUGAGUACAAAGAUUGCAACAUCAUAUUCAUCUUUGAUGGUCUGGAUGAGAGUCGACUUCAACUGUAUUUUCAAAAGAACGAGAAGGUUUCAGAUGCAACACAGUUGUCACCCAUGAAUGUGCUUCUGACGAGUCUCAUUCAAGGAGCCUUGCUUCCCUCUGCUCGAAUCUGGAUAACCUCCAGACCAGCCGCAGCCAAUCAGAUCCCAUCCCAGUUUGUCAAUCUGGUGACAGAAGUACGAGGGUUCAGUGAUCCACAGAAGGAAGAGUACUUCAGGAAGAGAAUCAAUGAUCACAGUCUAGCCGACAGACUCAUCACACACAUUAAAGCAUCUAGAAGCCUCUUCAUUAUGUGCCACAUGCCAGUCUUCUGUUGGAUCGCUGCCACUGUCCUUCAGCAGAUACUGGAAGAAGAAGAUGGGAGGGAAGCCCCUAAAACUCUGACAGAGAUGUUCAUACACUUCCUGCUAAUCCAGACCACCAGGAAGCACCAGAAGUAUCAAGAGGAAUCUGAAGCAGAUAGGCAGAGGCUUCUAGAAUCCCACAAGAGCGUCAUUCUGAAACUGGCGGAACUGGCAUUCACACACCUGGAGAAUGGCAAUCUCAUGUUCUAUGAAGAAGACCUGAGACAGUGUGGCAUUGAUGUCAGUGAAGCAUCAGUGUACUCUGGCAUGUGCACUGAGAUCUUCAGGGAAGAAUGUGUAUUCGAACGCCAAAAGGUCUACUGCUUUGUCCAUUUGAGCAUCCAAGAGUUUCUCGCUGCUCUGCAUGUGUUUGCGUCUUAUCUUAAUAAGAAUGUGGAGGUCUUGGGACAGUUUGUAAAAAGCAAUGCCAGCAUAACAACAUUGUCUCUUGAUGAGUUGUUGAAGAGUGCAGUGAACAAAGCUUUGGAAAGCAAGAAUGGACACCUUGAUUUGUUUGUUCGUUUCCUUCAUGGCAUUUCCCUGACGUCAAAUCAUGGCCUCAUGCUUGGCCUCCUGACACAUACCCACAGCAGCCCAGAGAGUGUGUCGAAAACAAUCAAGAACCUGAAGGUGAUGCAGAGACCAAACAUCUCCCCCGAGAGGUGCAUCAAUCUGUUCCACUGUCUGGUUGAAAUGCACAACACAUCUGUCCAUGAUGAAAUACAGGCUUAUCUCAAAGCAGAGAAGGGAUCAGUCAAACAGCUUUCACUGGCUCACUGCUCUGCCCUGGCACAUGUGCUUCUGAUGUCUGACGAAGUGAUAGAUGAGUUUCAUCUGAAGAAAUACAAAACCUCUCCAGAGGGUCGCAGGAGAUUGGUUCCAGUCCUACGAUGCUGUAGAAAGGCUCUGUUAGAUGACUGUAAACUGACAGAGGCAUCCUGUGAGACUGUGGCCUCAGCUCUACAGUCUCCAAACUCUCCCCUAAGAGAGUUGGAUCUGAGUCGCAGUGACCUCCAGAAGUCAGGGGGAAAGCUGCUGUCUGCUCUUCAGAGCCCACACUGCAAACUGGAGACGCUGAGACUAUCUGGUUGUCAGCUCACUGAUCAAUCAUGUGAGAUUGUGGCCAAUGCUCUGCAAUCACCAAACACCCUGCUGGAGAUGGAUCUGAGUAACAAUGCCUUGGGAGAUUCAGGAGUGGAAUUCGUCUGUAAGGGACUGUCUAGUCCUCACUGUAAGCUGCAGACAUUAAGACUAUCUGGUUGUCAGCUCACUGAUAAAUCCUGUGAGUUUGUGGUCCAUGCUCUGCAAUCAGCAACCCCUCUGCUGGAGAUGGACAUGAGUAACAAUGCCUUGGGAGAUUCAGGAGUUGAAUUCAUCUGUAAGGAGCUGUCUAGUCCUCACUGUAAGCUGCAGACAUUAAGACUAUCUGGUUGUCAGCUCACUGAUCAAUCAUGUGAGGUUGUGGCCAAUGCUCUGCAAUCAGCAAACACCCUGCUGGAGAUGGACCUGAGUAACAAUGCCUUGGGAGAUUCAGGAGUUGAAUUCAUCUGUAAGGGACUGUCUAGUCCUCACUGUAAGCUGCAGACAUUAAGGCUCAACCGGUGUGACCUCUCCAAAGCUAGCUGUGACAUGAUGGCAUCAGUGCUGCAGUGGUCAUCUUCCCCUCUGCGAGAACUGGACAUGAGUGACAACAACCUGCAGGACGAAGGAGUAGAGCUGCUCUGUGUGGGACUGAAACAUCCACAAUGCAAACUGGAGACACUCAGAUUGUCUGGUUGCCAGAUCUCACCGAAGGGUUGUUCUUUCCUGGCGUCUGCCCUCAAAUCAAACCCCUCCUACCUAAAGGAGCUUGAUCUCACCUACAACCACCCAGGAGAGGCAGGUGUCAGGGAACUCUCAGACGGACUGAAUGAACCCAGCUGUAAACUAGAGACUCUCAGGUUUGAUCAUGGAGGAGAAUGUAGAAUGAAACCAGGACACAGAAAAUAUGCCUGUGAGCUGACACUGGACCCCAACACAGCAAACAUAGACCUCUCUCUCUCUGAGGGGAACAGGAAGGUGACAUGUGGGGGGCUACAGCAGCAGUAUCCUGACCACCCAGACAGAUUUGACUACUGGAGUCAGGUGCUGUGUAGAGAGGGUCUGUCUGGACGCUGCUACUGGGAGGCUGAGUGGAGUGGUGAUAGGCCUGAGAUAGCAGUGGCAUAUAAAAGUAUCCAGAGGAAAGGAGGGGGGAAUGACAGCAGGUUUGGAUGGAAUGACAAGUCCUGGAGUCUGGACUGCAGUAGUAAUAGUUACACUGCCCGUCACAAUAGUAAGAUGACUGACAUACCCGCCCCCUCCCCCCGCUCCAGCAGAGUAGGAGUGUACCUGGACUGGCCAGCAGGCACUCUGUCCUUCUACAGCGUCUCCUCUGACACACUCACCCACCUGCACACGUUCCACUCCACCUUCACUAAGCCCCUCUAUCCUGGGUUUUGUGUUUAUUCUGGCUCCUCAGUGUCCCUGUGCCAGAUCACAUGAGCU
This is a messenger RNA of Engraulis encrasicolus (European anchovy), 3634 nucleotides long. Its product is annotated as NACHT, LRR and PYD domains-containing protein 12-like. NCBI's taxonomy places the organism in Eukaryota, Metazoa, Chordata, Actinopteri, Clupeiformes, Engraulidae. The record is from RefSeq and is a predicted model, not a curated record. Gene Ontology annotation, molecular function: protein binding. The transcript has 10 exons. Bases 14 to 3631 code for a protein of 1205 amino acids. Gene Ontology annotation, biological process: intracellular signal transduction.